Vicia villosa (hairy vetch) is the source of this 1202-nucleotide messenger RNA. RefSeq names its product expansin-A9-like. Bases 42 to 905 code for a protein of 287 amino acids. Gene Ontology annotation, cellular component: extracellular region. Gene Ontology annotation, biological process: plant-type cell wall organization. The record is from RefSeq and is a predicted model, not a curated record. Lineage: Eukaryota; Viridiplantae; Streptophyta; Magnoliopsida; Fabales; Fabaceae. The transcript has 3 exons.
AAGAAAAAAUCCACCAAAAUCUUUUUCUGAAAUCUCUUAUCAUGGCAUUCCCUUUUGGAGCUUUUAUGACUUCAUCAUUGCUCUUUCUUGUUGUUUUUUCAUUUCCUAAUGUGCAUGCAAAAGGCAUCAACUCCUCGUGGAAACGUGCAGCUCACAAUGUUAUUGGAUCAAACCAUGUGAUUAAUGUCCCCAAAAAAAGUGGCAGCAAGUUUCGAACUGGUCCAUGGAAGAAAGCAUUUGCUACUUUCUAUGAGGGAGGCGUUGGAACUUAUGGUGGAGCUUGUGGAUAUGAUGAUGUGGUUAAAGAUGGUUAUGGCCUAGACACAGUAGCAUUGAGCACGGUUAUGUAUAAAAAAGGUAGAACGUGUGGCGCAUGUUAUCAAAUCAAAUGUGUGGACUGUCCAGGGUGUAAGGAAGGGAAACCAUCUAUUACUGUGACGGCAACAGACCUUUGUCCUCCCAAUUAUGCCCAAUCAAGUGAUAGUGGAGGAUGGUGCAAUCCACCACGACAACAUUUUGAUUUAGCAAAACCUGCUUAUCUUAAAAUUGCCGACUACAAAGCUGGCAUUGUGCCAAUCAAAUAUCGCAGGGUACCGUGCAAGAGAAAGGGAGGUAUUCGAUUCACGAUCACAGGGAAUCCUUACUUCAACUUAGUAAAAGUGUCGAAUGUUGGAGGAGCUGGUGAUGUGGUAGCAGUACAUGUAAAGGGUGACGACAAACUGAAAUGGACACAAUUGAAGAGAAAUUGGGGUCAGAAAUGGGAGACUAAUGCCAUGUUAUGUGAAGAGACAUUGACCUUCAGAGUUAGGACAAGUGAUGGAAGGACCUCUACCUCAAAGCAAGUUGCUCCCAAAGGUUGGCAAUUUGGUCAGACUUUUGUAGGCAAAAACUUGGGCAAGAACUAAUAACAUUAAUUCACAUCAUCAUUUAGUGUAGCAAGGGUUGACAAUUAUUAUCAUAAUUGCGUAGCAAGUAAUAUUAUCAUCAUUCAUUAUAGUAUUUUUUGGCUCAAAGAUGUGUAGAAAUUAUAAUGUAUUAACAUGUAUCUAGAUUUAAUAAGAUUAAUCAAUGUAAUGUAAUAAUAUAAGCAAAACGGAGUUCAAAUUCUUCUCUUUUUCUCUUUUGGCCUUCUUAUUGUGUCUACCAUUUAACAAACUAGUAAAGGACUCGUGCGUUCGCACGGGUCGUGCAUUGUUGUAUAA